This is a messenger RNA of Ostreobium quekettii, 237 nucleotides long. Lineage: Eukaryota; Viridiplantae; Chlorophyta; Ulvophyceae; Bryopsidales; Ostreobiaceae. The record is from the annotation of a GenBank genome assembly.
AUGCCAAAUGAUCAUCCUACCGAGCUAAUUUCCAAGGAAGAUGAAAGCGAUUAUUUGGAAGCUGCCAAACAUGGCUAUAAAGACGGAGUUCGACACGUCCUCAGUUUGGGUGUUCACCCAGAUGCCAUCCGUACGCAGGAAGAAGAAACUGCGCUGAUGCUGGCAGCCAACAGAGGCCAUUGCGACGUUGUUGAGGUGCUGCUGCAGGCAGCUCCAGACACUGACAGGAAAGAUAAG